Molecule: messenger RNA, 4013 nt
Organism: Siniperca chuatsi (mandarin fish)
Lineage: Eukaryota; Metazoa; Chordata; Actinopteri; Centrarchiformes; Sinipercidae
Gene: aebp1a
Product: AE binding protein 1a
Exons: 21
Coding region: 414-3569 (1051 amino acids)
Biological process (GO): proteolysis; negative regulation of transcription by RNA polymerase II
Molecular function (GO): DNA-binding transcription repressor activity, RNA polymerase II-specific; metallocarboxypeptidase activity; RNA polymerase II transcription regulatory region sequence-specific DNA binding
Source: RefSeq, a predicted model, not a curated record
GAGGAGGAGGAGGGAGCAGGACGAGGCAGGGAGGUGUGUUGCUCUGCUGCUGCUGAAAAUCCACUCCAGACAGAUGCAUUUCCUCGGCUCCGGCACGACCAGGAGGCUGCUUUAAAACGUCCAGCCCCAACAUUUUCUUCCUCUCUCCACGCUGACUCGUCAUCAGAGAGGAAGAAACUCUCCACAAGCUCAUCCUUUUGUUCUCUUCAGACCGCAUCUCUUACAUGUCUUCUGAGACUUCUUAAGGAGCUCAAAGUCUGGUGACCCGAGACAGCUGGAUCUGUGCGUCUGCAGGUCAGAUGUUGGUUACUGUGAACCCAAAGUAAUUUCUACAACAGUUUGAGAUUCAGGGCUUUUCUUGAGGCACGUCUGGUCUGUUUCAUUCGAGUCAGCAUUGUGUUUCCACUGGAGAAAUGAGAGCCGAGGCGCUGGUGGUCUGGGUGGGUUUGACUCUGUGCUGCUGCGUCCUGGUCUGUGCUCGAGAAGACGUGAGGGAGAACAAACUCCACGGAGGCCGGAUUCAGGGGAGAGAAACCCGAGGGCUGGUCAAGCACAGGAGACAGGGGGAGGAGGGGGGCGUCCAAAUGUCUGAUGAGCCUGCUGAAGUGGUGGAAGAGCUGAAGACAAAACCAAAGAAGAAGAAAACACCUGAGGAAAUUGAGGCAGCCAAGGCAAAGAAAGCAGCAGAAAAAGAAGCCAAAGCAAAGAAGCAGAAAGCCCCUAAGCCCACCAAAAAGCCAAAACCACCAAAACCCACCAAAAAACCUAAACCACCAAAACCCACAAAGAAGCCAAAGGUGCCAAAGGCGCCAAAGGCGCCCAAAGCCACCAAGAAACCAAAGACAACGACCACAGUGCAGCCAGACAGCAGGCGUCCUUCUCUGGACGAGGAAGAGGAGAGACUGCUGAAAGAACUGGGCUGGGACACAUUGAUUCGACCUGCGACCCCUGUGGGGCCUGGAUGGGAAGAGCCUGUUGAGCCAGACCUGGUUGACAUCUCCAAGAAGCCGACGCCUCCAACCAAAACUCUCAGAGAGCCGGACGCUGACUGGGAUGCCAGACAUGAGGUGCCUGGUGGACACCCUGACAACAAAAAAGUCACAACUACUGAGGUCAUCAUGUAUAUCCCAGAGGAAACCGCCACCGUCCCGUUUGUCGGCCCCUGGUAUGAAGAGUAUGAUUACGCUGACUUGGCCGCUAAGAAACAGGAAGAGGAGGAGGAGAGAGCUCGAAAAGAAAAGGCUGAAAAAGCUGAGCGGCUGAGGAAGCAGUGGGAGGAGGAGGAAGAGGAGAGACUGAAGCAGAUUUCCGUGCCGACUAAACCAAAAAAGUGUCCUCCUCUGGGUUUGGAGUCUCACCGGGUGGAAGACGACCAGCUGCUGGCUUCCUCUCAGUCUCACCAUGGCUUCACGGCUCAGAGGGGACGACUCAACAUGCAGGGCUCUGAUAAUGACGAGGAUCUGUACGGCGGUGCGUGGUGUGCAGAGCCAGAAGAGAGUAACCACUGGUUUCAGAUUGAUGCCCGCCGAGAGGUGGAGUUCACUGGGGUCAUCACUCAGGGAAGAAACUCAGAGCAACAUGAGGAUUUCGUGUCCUCCUACUUUGUGGCCUUCAGUAACGACAGUCGGGACUGGACGACGCUGCACGAUGGCUACGCUGAAUGGUUGUUCUAUGGGAAUGUGGACAGGGACACACCGGUGAUGGGCCAGUUUGCUACGCCUGUGGUAGCGCGCUACAUCCGCAUCCUGCCUCAGAGCUGGAACGGCAGCCUGUGUCUCAGAGCUGAGAUCCUGGCCUGUCAGCUACCCAGCAGCUACCGCAGUGAGAAUGAAGUCACCCCUUCAGAUGACCUGGACUUCAGACACCACAACUACAAGGAGAUGAGACAGAUGAUGAAGGUGAUAAAUGAAGAGUGUCCCAACAUCACCAGGAUCUACAACAUUGGUAAAAGCUCUCAGGGCCUGAAGAUGUACGCCAUGGAAAUCUCUGACAACCCCGGAGAACAUGAGACAGGUGAACCUGAAUUUCGGUACACAGCCGGUCUCCAUGGUAACGAGGCGCUGGGUCGAGAGCUUCUUCUCCUGCUGAUGCAGUUUCUGUGCAAGGAGUACAAUGAUGAAAACCCCAGAGUGCGCCGCCUGGUGGACGGAGUGAGAAUACACCUGGUGCCUUCACUCAACCCUGACGCUUACGAGCUGGCCUAUGAGAUGGGCUCGGAGAUGGGGAACUGGGCGCUGGGCCACUGGACUGAAGAAGGUUACGACAUCUUCCAGAAUUUCCCAGACCUCAACAGCGUCUUGUGGGGAGCCGAAGACAGAGGCUGGGUCCCUCGUAUAGUGCCAAAUCAUCACAUCCCCCUCCCAGAAAACUUCCUCAAUGGCUCUCUUGCUACUGAGACAAAAGCCAUCAUUUCCUGGAUGGACCGCAACCCGUUUGUACUGGGAGCUAAUUUGCAAGGAGGAGAAAAACUGGUCGCAUACCCUUUUGACAUGCAGCGUCCACCAGUUUCUUUAACCGACAGCCGUCGUUGGAGAACUAAUGCUGAGAUGAACGAGGAGACGUGGGCUCGCAUUCAGCGGCAGAACGAGGGCGCUCUGAGGGAGACACCCGACGACGCCAUGUUUCGAUGGCUGGCGAUGUCAUAUGCCCACAGCCAUCUGACCAUGACAGAGACCUACCGAGGCUCCUGCCAUGGGGAUGAUAUCACUGGGGGACAAGGCAUCACCAACAGAGCCAGCUGGAAGCCAGUGGUGGGCAGUAUGAAUGACUUCAGCUACCUGCACACCAACUGCUUUGAGCUGUCCAUCUUCUUGGGCUGUGACAAGUUUCCCCAUGAAAGUGAACUGCCUCUUGAGUGGGAGAACAACCGCGAGGCUCUGUUGUCCUUCAUUGAACAAGUUCAUCGAGGGAUAAAGGGUCUGGUGAGAGAUGUGGAGGGAAGUCCGUUGCCUAAUGUCACUAUAUCUGUGGAGGGAAUACGGCAUGAUGUCAAAACUGCUGUAGGUGGUGAUUACUGGCGGCUGUUGAAUCCUGGAGAGUAUAGGGUGACCGCCAAAGCUGAUGGCUACACACCUCAGACCAGACUAUGCAUGGUGGGCUAUGACUCUGGAGCCACUUCAUGCAGCUUCACCUUAGCCAAAUCCAACUGGGACCGCAUCAAACAAAUCAUGGCACUCCACGGCAAGAGGCCCAUUCGACUUGUCCCCAAAGCAAACGUAGUGAAAACGACUGCAGCCAGCACAGUGGGAUUCACCAGCACCGUCGCAGGGACAGAAAGUCACUCCAACUCUCAGAACACAGAGCGACUCAGGCGGCUGCGAUUCAGGCGGCGGCGACUCAGGCGUUUGCAAAUACUGCGUCAGCAGAAAUUACAAGCCCGCCGUACCACUCCUGCUACAACGACAACAACCACGACCACGACCCCUACAACAAUACCCAAAACAGAGACAACAACCUCCUGGUACGACUCCUGGUUUCCUGUGGACAGUUGGUCGACCGAGAGCCCGUUCGAUAGCGCCAUCUUCGACUCAGUGCCCACAAAGGACUAUUUUGAAUACACUAUUGAUUGAUUACUACAUUCAGUGACCCCACAUCUAUGUUAUACAAAGACCUUACUAACCACUGCAGUUUCUGCACCAUCACAGCUUUAAAAAUACACAAUACAUGGGUUGUUAAUUAUUUAGUUGUUGGGUAAACAUUUUGGGUAGGGAAAAAUGUGUUUUAAGAGAAUGUCCAUAAGAUAAAUGUUUUUGAAAAUUCUUUACAGAGAAUUGAUCUGGAAUAGAAAGCUUCUGCUGAGCAGAGACUAUACACCACAAGUUUAAUUGGCUCUAUGUUCAUUAAAACGAUAUACAGCAUGUAACAAUACAAACAGGAUAUGAUUACUUCUCCAUUAGAAAUGUAUACAUAUCUUUAUGUUUCUUUAAUGGCUUUACAGUGUAAUUGCUGGCCUCAGUUAAACUGAUUUAAUGUACUGCUGAAUGCAUUUGAUUAAAAUGAAGUUAUUUUCUAAA